Messenger RNA from Lodderomyces pseudojiufengensis, 1269 nucleotides. RefSeq lists its product as uncharacterized. NCBI's taxonomy places the organism in Eukaryota, Fungi, Ascomycota, Pichiomycetes, Serinales, Debaryomycetaceae. The record is from RefSeq and is a predicted model, not a curated record. The transcript has a single exon. Bases 1 to 1269 code for a protein of 422 amino acids.
AUGGAUCAACAAAUUAAAAGAGAUGAAGAAAUAGUACAAGAAAGUGAAGAAAUUGCAUUUUUAGACAUAUAUAUAAGAUUUAAUGAAGAUUCAGAAAAAGAUUAUUGUUUUCAAAUAAAUACAAAAACUACUUUCAAAGAUUUAUAUAAAAUUUUUAAUACAAUACCAAUAUCAUUAAGACCAAGUGUAUUUUAUAAUUCAAAACCAAUUGGUUUCAAAAAAUCUACUUCACCCGGGUUUUUAACUGAAGAUGGGAAUUUUUUAUUUGAUGAAAAUUCAGAUAAAUUUACUUCAUCAAUUAUACCUCUUGAAGAGUUUAUAAAUAAUCAUGUUUGGCCUGGUCAAUUAAUUUUACCAAUUUGGGAAUUUAAUUAUUUUAGUUUUUAUUCUGUUUUACUGUUAUUAGCUAUUUGGUUAUAUACUGAUUUACCUGAUUUUAUAAGUCCAACACCUGGUUUAUGUUUAACUAAUCAAUUUACUAAAAUUUUAGCAUAUAUUGUAAAUGAAGUUGGUUAUCCAAGUAUUUCAGAAAUGUUAAUUAAAGAUUUAGAAGAUGAAGUUAGUAUUGUUACUCAAUGUAUAUUUUUUGCAUUUCAUAUUUUAAAAUUAGGUUUUAUAUUUGGAUUUUUAUAUACUGGAGUUUUUAAUCCAAUAAAAGUUUUUAGAUUUGGUAGUGGUGUAAAAUUAGAUGUUUCCAAGGAAGAAUUAAUUAAAUUAGGUUGGACAGGUACUAAAAAGGCAACUAUAGAUGAAUAUAAAGAUUAUUAUAGAGAAUAUAAAAUUCAACAACAUGGAGGAAUGAUUCAAGCUCAUCAAGCUGGAUUAUUUAAAACUAUAAGACAUUUAGGUAUACAAUUACAAAAGGGAGAAGGUUAUAAUACAGAAUUAACUAAAACAACAAUGAUGACAACAAUGAAUGAUUUAUUAAAAGAAAGUGAAGAUAAUAAAUCAACAUUUAAAUUAAAAUUAAAUUAUGAAUGGUUUGCAGAAUUAGGUUAUGUAUUUGCAUCAUUAUCUGAAAAUAAAGAAGGUAAAGAAUUAGCAAAUUUAAUAAAACAAUUUAGAAGAUAUGGUUUGUUAAAUACAACUCCCAAGAUUGAAACAAUAAUUGCAAAUAGAAAAGAAAGAGAUAUUGAUACUUCUUUAGAUCCACCUGAAAAAAUUAAUCAAUUAGAAGAAUUAUUAAAAGAACAACCAAUUGAUGAUGAGAAAAAUGAUGAACCAGUUAUUGUUGAUAGUAGUGAGAAAAUUGAAGAAAUUAAAGAAUAA